Messenger RNA from Clavispora lusitaniae ATCC 42720, 1656 nucleotides. RefSeq lists its product as uncharacterized. Gene Ontology annotation, biological process: DNA replication; DNA replication initiation. The record is from RefSeq and is a predicted model, not a curated record. Gene Ontology annotation, molecular function: DNA replication origin binding; single-stranded DNA binding. Gene Ontology annotation, cellular component: nucleus; nuclear replication fork. NCBI's taxonomy places the organism in Eukaryota, Fungi, Ascomycota, Pichiomycetes, Serinales, Metschnikowiaceae.
AUGGAAUAUGAUGAUCCGCGGGAUUCAAAGAAGUUAGACGAGCACGAGGUCUUGACAGAAGACUCCGAUAAUGAGUUGGCCGAUUUGGAAAAAGAGUUUGCGGCAAGGAAGCAAAAGCUUCUCGAAGAGAGAGCGAGGGCUCGAGAAAGGAAGAGAUCCCAAGUUCAGAUAGAAAGAUCACCAUCACCACCUCCUCGAAAAUCCGCAGAUGAAGCUGCUAAGUACAGUGUUCGUGAGUUGCCUGAUAGGUUAGAUCAAGAGAGGCGUGUACUGAAAAGCACACUUGGGGCACUUCGUAAAGCCAGCCUGAGACCGAAAGAGUCUUCUUUUGCGUCUCAGCUCUACGAAACCAAAACGAAACAGAACUCUGUUAACUUAAAUGAACGUGUCUUUGAGUUUGAAAAUGUCCCUAAGCCUAAAGUGAUACUUACAACCGAUGAAAAUAGUAAAGAUCUUGUUUCUGGCGAGCUACUUAGCCGCAGAUACAUUCCAGAGCAAGAUGUAAAGAGUUUGAUGAAGCUGUUUAAAGUGCUUCGAGUGGCGAAGCUUUUGGCAAAAGUGAUCGCUCCAAAGUUUGAAGAACCAGAGUAUGCCAAUUGGUGUUUCACGGGAAUCAUCAUGCACAAAAGUGAGCCUAAAGUGGCAGUAAACAACAAGAAAUAUCUUUCACUUCGCGUGGGAAGUUUCUCGCAUACGGUAGACGUUAUGCUUUUUGGAGAGGCCUUCCAGAAAUACUGGAAGGUGAGAUUAGGUGAUGUCAUUGUGAUCCUAAACCCUCCUAUUCGCAGGUACAAUGGAAGCUUCAAUUUGGCAUUAACGAGUGACCUAGAUAAUCUUGUCGAGAUCGGAUCACUGAAGAGCUAUGGCCAUUGCUCAGCAACCACUAAGCUGGGAGAACCUUGCAAACACAUUGUGGAUACACUGAAAAACACACUCUGCACUUACCAUGAAGAAAGCAAGUAUAAUCACGGAUCUCGAAUGGAGCUUCAAGGUAGUAUAAAGCCAAAGGCGCCCCAAAAUCGAUUUGGUGAAAAAAGCCAAAUGUUUUUCAACGGCUCAACUAACCAGCCCAUGUUUGUUCUGUAUGAAAGCACUGGUUUUCACCAAAGAGAUGUUGUUUUCAGCGGAGGACAACAAUUUGAUCAAAAUAAGUACGACCGCCCUGUUGUGGAGAGCAAGAUAUCCAAGUUACGGAAAAAGAAGGCAAAUGAUGACUUGGAAAAACGGCUACUCAGCAGUGUCGCCCCUCGAGGUAUUGAGAAUUUACAGAAGCUAGGUAUUGUCCAUCUGGCAAAAGACCACUCGAGUGCAACUGAAAAAGUGCGCAAACAGGCAUUUACGGGCACUUUUGUAAAGGACAUGGGUUUCGAUCCCACAGCGCAGGCCAAGGAUACCAACAAUUACAGAGCAAAGAAACACCUGGUAUCUGUACAAGAGCUUCGGAACCUAAGCAAAGGGAAAAAGGUGAGCUUGAAGCCUUCAAAAGAGGCAGAGCGUGAGAAGCAGUUGAAAUGGAAGGAAAACGUGUCGUUUAUUUCCAAAGGAAACCAAAGAGAAAAGAAUGUGCUGUCAGCCUUGCUGCCGAAGGCCAAGAAAACACCGACUAUCGAACUUCUGGACAGCGACAGUGACCUUGAAAUCGAGUAUUCUCUGUGA